AUGGAUCCUAUAUACCGCGAAAAGUUGGCAUAUUCACUGGGUAAAUUUCUCGAUGAAACGUACCGUGGAGAAGGCCGUGCUUAUAACAGUGUCCAUGUCAACGUCCCGGUAGACCUCGACCAUAAAGACAUUAAAGAAACCCUCGAGGCUCUGGACCCCGAGGACUUCUUGAGUCAGGUAAUCCGAUAUUAUCAACAUUGCAGUUUGGACCCAAAAUCUCAUCAAGAUGAGAAUAGACUUAUCGAGAUCAAAGAGCGUCUAGACGAGAAAUACGGAGAAUUCCUUCUGGAAAACAAUUUGUUAAAGUAUACAGCCCAGAAGAACUGGCUUGAAGAAGCGAUCAAGAUUCCAACCCAUGGAUCAAGCCGACGCCGCGGGUGGAGAUAUUGGCAUGAACGUGACAAACCUACAACUGAAGUACCCGACGAGAAACCACGAGCUCAGCUCAAAUACACAAUCGACAGGGAAAUGGAAGAGUUAACUGGUGUCCAGCAACAAUCUCGCCCAAAGGACAUGGAGCUGCUUACAUUCUGCCCUGGUACAAUCGAGCGCAGCUUUUCACUUCUCAAGCCCUUUGACUACACGGAGCGAUAUUCUCUUCAAUAUAUUCUCCUCCGCAAAUACUCGGGAGACAAAAACAUGACACACAUGAAGGCAGACCGAGAGGCACGGAUUCGCCUUGAGGACUAUAAGGCGGAACACUUUGAGAGGAUGUGUGAGGAAUCGAGACAGUUGAGCCAGUGGGAAGAGCGCGAAAAGGUGAGAGACUGGAAAUACUGGAAAGAGAUAGAGCACAACCCCGACGAUUUCAUUUCUGAAGAUGAUUUAAGUUCUGAAGAUGAUUGGCCUGAAGAGCUCGAGCCUGAGGAAGAAGGGUACCAGGACAAUGAAUCUGAAGGUGGAGAAUCCGAAGGUGAAGCAUCUGAAGAUGAUGGGUCUGAAAGCGAUGAGUCUGAGGGUGAUGGAGCUUCCAGCUCGGCUGGUAUGGAUAUAGAUCUGCCAGAACCCACCAGUGAAGAUCUCGCUACUCAGAUCUCAGUGCUUCAGAUUUCUGGCAAGAAAUCAAACGGCGAAGCUGGCGGAGUGACAAAGACGGCCAAGAAGCGUCCUUUCGAGGACAGCGACGACACUGACGAUGCAGUCGCGCCUGGAUAUAAGCGCGCGAAGGUGGAAGAUAACGCAGUCGCGUCUGGUUAUAAGCCCGAGAAGGUGGAAAAUUGGCGAAAACGCUUUGAUAAGUAUGGAUGGAUAGAAGCUCGAUUACUGGACUGA
This is a messenger RNA of Fusarium tjaetaba, 1272 nucleotides long. RefSeq lists its product as uncharacterized. The transcript has a single exon. The record is from RefSeq and is a predicted model, not a curated record. NCBI's taxonomy places the organism in Eukaryota, Fungi, Ascomycota, Sordariomycetes, Hypocreales, Nectriaceae. Bases 1 to 1272 code for a protein of 423 amino acids.